AUGAAGUCUCUAUAUUCUCAGCUCAGUUCUCUGCUGCCUCAACAAAAUUCUAUGAAAGUAGUAUCUCUGCCAGAUCAGCUAGGAGAAGCAACGAAUUACAUUAAAAGACUGCAGAUUGAUUUAGAGAAAAUGAAGCAGAAGAAGGAUCGCUUUAAUGGCGUGGGAAAUUGCAUUAGUUCAACAAUGGGGGGACUGAAAUUACCACACGUUGAGAUUCAUGCAACGGGUUCAGUCAUGGAGGUCACUUUAAUAACUGGUUUGGAUUGUCAAUUUAUGUUCACUGAAAUUAUUCGUAUGUUUCAUGAAGAAGGUGCUGAGGUCCUCAAUGCCAGUUUUUCUAUCCAAGAUGAUACCAUUUUACACACAAUACAUUCAAAGCUUGAAGAGUCGCCUGCAACAGAAGAUGAAGCUUCAAGGAUAUCGGAGAUGCUAAAGAACACAUCAUUGGAAGCUUCAGCUAUAUCAAUGGCUUCUCUUGUUCUUCUAUUAUCUGAGCUUCUUCGACAAGAAAAUCCCGAAUACUUAAUGCAAUUAUCGUCCUGUCCUUCUUCUUCUUCUUCUUCUUCUUCGACCAAUGCAGUUUCUACAUAUUCGACAACCAGAAGGGUUGUAAAAAAGUCGUCGAGAAGUUGGCCUAAUGACUGCAGCAGAAAUGCCAAGGAUAAAUUUCAAGAUCUUUCUAGGGUUUAUGUUGAGCUAGUUUGA
Molecule: messenger RNA, 705 nt
Organism: Fraxinus pennsylvanica
Lineage: Eukaryota; Viridiplantae; Streptophyta; Magnoliopsida; Lamiales; Oleaceae
Source: the annotation of a GenBank genome assembly